Messenger RNA from Pyrus x bretschneideri (Chinese white pear), 1856 nucleotides. RefSeq names its product O-fucosyltransferase 37. Bases 48 to 1742 code for a protein of 564 amino acids. Gene Ontology annotation, cellular component: cytoplasm. The transcript is spliced from 6 exons. The record is from RefSeq and is a predicted model, not a curated record. NCBI's taxonomy places the organism in Eukaryota, Viridiplantae, Streptophyta, Magnoliopsida, Rosales, Rosaceae.
CUCUCUCUCUCUCUAUAAAAACCCAAAACCACCACUCUGUAAUUUCCAUGGCGAAAGCAAGAAACUUGAAGACCUCCGCAUUCACCACAAACCCACAGCCGCUGACGCCAUCGUUCCACCUACUUCCAGUCACUCCGCUCACCGCCCUCCUCUUCUCCCCGAAAACUCACCGCCUUCGAAACCCGAAGCUCUUCAGCAGCAGCAGCAACAAGCACCCAUUAGCCCUCCCAAUCUUCUACCUCUCCCUCCUAUUUUUCAUCACUUUCUUGGGAAUUUCCUUUCUUACCCUCUUCCCCUCAUUCCCUCCACUCCUCCCCUGUUCCCAUUUCUCCUCUCCAACUCCUUCUCCCACUUCUCCGGUUCCCGCCACCAAUGGAGAGGAAGAUGAUGAUCGGCCUAGACUGUCGGCCAGUGCAAUGGUGCCACUGCCGGCUCAUGGGGUUUUCGGGAACCUUUCAGAGGCGGAGAGGGAGUUCUGGCAGCAGCCCAAUGGCGAAAAUUACCGUCCUUGCUUGGAUUUCAGCCUCGGGUAUCGGAGACUCUCUCCCGGGAUUUCGGAGGAGAAGAGGAGGUUCUUGGUAGUGGUGGCGUCAGGAGGGUUGAACCAGCAGAGGAAUCAGAUUGUUGAUGCUGUCGUCAUUGCAAGAAUUCUUAAAGCUGCAUUGGUUGUUCCAGUAUUGCAGAUCAAUCUGAUUUGGGGAGACGAAAGUGAGUUCUCGGACAUUUUCGAUGUGGCACAUUUCAAAAGGACUUUACAAGCUGAUGUACGAAUAGUAUCGUCUCUUCCCUCCACACAUUUGAUGUCAAGGCAGAAUAUCGAAAGCAAGAUUCCACACGACGUUACUCCGCAGUGGAUCCUUAGCAGAUUCUAUAAUCAACUGAAGAGAGAAGGCCUUCUUGUGUUAAAAGGGUUGGAUUCUAAGCUCUCCAAGAAUCUUCCCCCGGACCUGCAGAAGCUUCGGUGUAAGGUAGCUUUUGAUGCAUUAAGAUUUGCAGCACCAAUUCGAGAACUUGGAAAUCGACUGACAAAGAGAAUGUGGAUUGAGGGUCCUUAUAUUGCACUCCAUCUCCGGCUAGAGAAGGAUGUGUGGGUCAGAACUGGAUGUCUCACUGGUUUAGGCCAUGAAUAUGAUGACGUGAUCACCAAGGUUCGGGAAUCUCGACCCGAAUACCUCACUGGACGGUUGAACAUGAGCUACACCCAGCGGAAACUAGCUGGACUUUGCCCCCUAAAUGCUUUAGAAAUAGCAAGGUUUUUGAAAGCUCUAGGCGCACCAAGAGGUGCACGGAUAUACAGCGCAGGAGGCGAGGCAUUUGGGGGCAACAGGGCUCUGCAGCCACUUGUGGAAGAGUUCCCGAAUUUGGUUACAAAAGAGAUGUUGGCACGGGAUGGAGAACUCUCUCCAUACAUGAACAAGGCUUCAGCUCUGGCUGCCAUUGACUACAUUGUGUCUCUGAGCAGUGAUGUCUUUGUGCCAUCACACGGUGGAAACAUGGGCCGAGCAAUGCAAGGUCACCGUGCCUACGUUGAACACAGAAAGUUUAUAAAGCCAAACAAGCGAGCAAUGCUGCCUCUGUUUGAAGACAACUCCAUCGGUGAUGCAGAGUUCGGAAGUAUCAUGAGAGAGUUACAUAGAAAGUCUCAGGGGCAGCCUGAACCAAGGGGUUACAGAAGAAACCGAGAUGUGAUUGCAUAUCCUGUGCCUGAGUGCAUGUGUAAGCAUAGUACAGGCAUUUUCUAGUGCCACUUCAGAAACAUUUUGUGUAUUUUUUUUUUUUUUUUUUGCUGCAAUGUUUUUCUCUUCAUUACAGCGCUACUAUUUGACCGCGCAUUGAAACAAGAAUUUACAGGCAUA